Molecule: messenger RNA, 1944 nt
Organism: Adineta ricciae
Lineage: Eukaryota; Metazoa; Rotifera; Eurotatoria; Adinetida; Adinetidae
Source: the annotation of a GenBank genome assembly
AUGGAAUUAAGAAAACGAUCAUUGAACAAAGAUGAUCAAAGUUUUCCUCCAAAAUCCCCGUUAAAAAAACUUAAAAAAGACUUCUCACAACAACAGAGUCAUAUUGAAGACUUAUGCGGUGAAAUUUGGUUUGAAAUCUUCAUAUAUUUCGAUGGUUAUUCAUUAAUUCAUUCGUUUUCGAAUUUAAAUUCUUCAAUUGACUCUCUAUUGAGUGAUUACCGUCUUCCAAUACAUUACAAUGUCUUUAAUUCGAAUUUUCAUCUUCCAACUCCAUUGAAUUACAAUCAAAUUGUAUCUCUUCACAUCGAUUAUUCUUCGAUCAACAAAAAUUAUUUAAUUGAUUUGAAUUUAUUUGUUCGUCUUCGUUCGCUUAGUUUGUUUUAUAUCAAUGAAGAACAAUUGGUAAAAUUAACUGAAAAUCCGUUAACGAAUCUUUGCCAAAUCUCAGUUCGAUCUAAGUUAACGAAAUUUCUUCUCAAGUUCAUUUUAAUUUAUUUUCCUCAAGUGAAACGAGUGAAAUUGAAUUCAAUGGGAAAAGAAUAUCUUCUCAAAUCAUUUCCUCACAAUCCAAUUCCGAAUACAAUCGAAUAUUUAACUCUUCAAGGAAGAAUUAAACUCGCCAAACUUUUUCGUCUUUGGCCUCAUGUUCCAAAUCUUCAUUCAUUUUCUAUGCUUGAUGAAGGCAUUCAUCAAUGUGAUUAUUGGAUCGAUGAAAAACUCAUUUCUCGACAAAAUUUUCCUCAAAAUUUAUCGAUUUUGCAUUUGACAAUCGGUGAUGAUGAUUUGAGUUUUUGCAAUUUCGAACGUUUGAUUCCGAAGACAACUCGUUAUUUGACUGUGAGUGGUUCAAUAGCAGAUGAUGAUUUUGCUGAAUAUUUAUCGUCAAACAAUUGGAUUCGAUUAAUGUCGAAUUGUUCAUCGGGACUUCAACGUAUUAAACUUGAUUUAACGUCUUAUUUUGAUCCAAAUGAUUCAUCCGGUUUACAAAAAACUUUAUUAAAAUUUCGAAAAAAUCCGUUUUUCCGUCACACAACGAUUCAGAGUAAAAACUUUUUUCUAACUCUUAAGGGAUUUCUCAUUAUGGAAGGAAAUACUAUCGAGACUAAGUCAAAUUCAUCAGAACAUGAAACUAAACAAUUGAAACGUCCGAAUGGAAAUAAAUCUGAUUUGAAUGGAACAAAUAAACGAAUACGAUUAGAAAAUAUGGUUUUUUAUGAUAGAAAACGUCAUCCUGCUGCUUUACUUCAUGAACUCCAUCCAGAAAUCUCAUUUGAUAAAUAUGUUUUCGAACAAGAAGAAACUCCAACGAAACGACCGCGUUUUCGUUGUCUAUUAACUAUCGACACCGAUGUUUCUGACCCAAUUCGCAUCAUUGGUUUUGGUAAAUCAAAACAAUCAGCUAAAAACAUGGCUGCACAGCGCGCUUUAAUCCAAUUAUAUCCUACUUAUCGUCCACCAGCAGAAGAAAUUCUCACUGAAGAUGUUGAUAUUCAUCAACAGAAACGAUUUGUUACAACCAAUCCAUUAUCAUUAGAAAAUGAUCCAACAAUUUUACUUGAUUGUAUUCGUAAACAUUUAACAGUGAAAUCAAUUGCCAUCAAGACUCCUAUACAAUUAUUUCAUGAAUUAUUUAUUAAUAAUUCACGUUUAAAUUCUUCAACAACGAUGGAUCAAGAGUUUUGGAGUGUUAAUUCAUCAAAAAGUGUUGCACAAAAUGACGCAUGUCAAUUAGCUAUCGAAUCAAUUUGCAAUAUUUCUUUUCGUCAAGCAAAAGAUGAAUUUAUUCGUGCAUUUCGAUCAUUGAAUAAAAUUACAUUACCAACGGAAAUUCCGAUGGAUACGACGAAUAAUAAUCUUAUUGAAGAAGGAUUAUCAAGUACAACAGAACUUGCAGAUCUUCCGGAUGUUUCAUCAUCGUUUUCACAACCACCUGAUGAAAAUUAA